AUGGGGUUGGGGGCACAUAUUCCAAAGUGCUUGGCAGGAGAUGAGAUGGCCCACCUUUCUAUAAGUAUCAGAACUGGUAUGAGCACUAACUACAUUCCUGCACCCCUGCACCCCUGCACCCCUGCACCCCUGUACUCCUGCACCCCUGCACCCCUGCACCCUGCACCCCUGCACCCCUGCACUCCUGCACCCCUGCACCCCUGCACCCCUGCACCCCUGCACUCCUGCACCCCUGCACUCCUGUACCCCUGUACCCUGUACCCCUGCAUCCUGGACCCUGCACCCCUGCACCCCUGCAUCCUGCACCCUGCAACCCUGCACCCUGUACCCCUGCACUCCUGGACCCUGUACCCUGUAUCCCUGCAUCCUGCACCCCUGCACCCCUGCACCCCUGCACCCUGUACCCCUGCAUCUUGCACCCCUGCACCCCUGCACUCCUGCACCCUGUACCCUGUAUCCCUGCAUCCUGCACCCUAUACCCCUGCACCCCUGCACCCUGUACCCCUGCAUCUUGCACCCCUGCACCCCUGCACCCUGUACCCUGUACCCCUGCAUCCUGCACCCCUGCAUCCCUGCACUCCUGCACCCUGUACCCCUGCAUCCUGCACCCCUGCACCCCUGCACCCUGUACCCUGUACCCCUGCAUCUUGCACCCCUGCACCCCUGCACUCCUGCACCCUGUACCCUGUAUCCCUGCAUCCUGCACCCUAUACCCCUGCACCCCUGCACCCUGUACCCCUGCAUCUUGCACCCCUGCAUCCCUGCACCCCUGCACCCUGUACCCUGCACCCCUGCAUCCUGCACCCCUGCACCCCUGCACUCCUGUACCAUGUACCCUGUACCCCUGCACCCUGCACUCCUGCACUCCUGCAUCCCUGCAUCCCUGCACCCCUGCACCCCUGCACUCCUGCACCCUGCAUCCAUACACUCUUUCAUCCCUUGCAUUCUUGCCCUCACUUACUUUCAAGGCCUUGUUUUGCCUUCUCAGUUUACACUGUGUGCUAA
Grammomys surdaster is the source of this 1005-nucleotide messenger RNA. Its product is annotated as vegetative cell wall protein gp1-like. The record is from RefSeq and is a predicted model, not a curated record. Bases 1 to 1005 code for a protein of 334 amino acids. The transcript has 2 exons. NCBI's taxonomy places the organism in Eukaryota, Metazoa, Chordata, Mammalia, Rodentia, Muridae.